Manduca sexta (tobacco hornworm) is the source of this 8088-nucleotide messenger RNA. RefSeq lists its product as uncharacterized. The transcript is spliced from 10 exons. Bases 299 to 4432 code for a protein of 1377 amino acids. Lineage: Eukaryota; Metazoa; Arthropoda; Insecta; Lepidoptera; Sphingidae. The record is from RefSeq and is a predicted model, not a curated record.
GUUGCAUACACGAUACACCUGUCAUAGUAACUGACGUUUUUAUUGGAAUUCGGAAUUCGGACUUCAUCGCGUUUGUCCGUCGCGAAUGUAGUAGGCGGAGCUCAUUAUAAUUUUAUUUAGUUUUUAACGCUCUCGUUCCACUUUUCGAUGCUGUUCUUUUUUAUUUUUAUAUGCGAAAAAUUAAAAUUCCACCCGUACUGUGCUCUCUUUGUUAUGUGAUGUUGUGAAACAGUGGUUUGCGUGUUUGAUUUGUAGAAAUAUGAUGUCACUGUUAUUUUGUGCGAAUCCUUGACGAAACAUGAGUGUUAGUGUUGAAGCUGACGUAUCCAGCCCUCUGUCAGACGGGCAGAGCACAACCCUGGACCCCACGACUUCGAAGUCUUCGUCCGACAGUCCCGAUUCAAAGGAGGAUGUUGGGGUAGGUCAAGACGACAAGUCCGAGUCCGAGGCGCCCAAGCCGCAUCCAAUGGCUUUCACCAUCGAUUUUGGUGUAGGAAAGGUCGAUAACCGCAGGCUUGAAGAGUUGGCCAAGAAAUCACAAGCCAGGCACCAGAGAGUGCAGUCUAUGUCCGCGAGUGUGACUAGACCGACUCCGCCAGCCCAGCGACCGCCUAUGAGCGCCAAGCUGCCUAGAAAAGCUCAAGGGUACAACUCUGAAGGGUAUUUUUCAUCAGAUCAGGAAGAUAGUGGCCUAUCUGGUUCUAUAAAGGCACGUAAUUCUAUAGCACAAAAUUCUGCAAAUGUAACAAGUCCUGUAACAAAUAGGCACAUAAAGUCGCCUUUAAACGACGCUGUACAGCCCAAACGUGUGUCCAAAAGCCCCAUUGUAGACAGCAUAAUGUCUAGAAGCGAAAACUUCUCUCUAACCAGGCAUGGCUUGAACCUGCCAUUGAAAAAUAGUUCCUAUGUAAGAGAUGUUCAAAGAACACCAAGUUACAGCAAUUUGUUUCAAAGUAAGCCAAUGGCGGACAUUGCUGACCACAGUCCAGAAGGUGUGAUGUUGACUGACAUUUCCAGCCCUGAACUAGACAUCCUCACGCCUGAUAAUGGUCUCUCUACUCCAGAACAUUCUAAGAGUCCGUUAAUACGGAAGCCUAGAGCUACUUCAGAAACUCCAGAUCUGUUUCGGAAGUGUAUGAUGAAGGAACCAUUGUACAUAGAUGAUGAUAUCGACAGGCAUUCAGAUAACUCCUCAACAGGCACAUAUACUAUAGAAGGAGACAAUUAUACAGAAGAGCAGAAGGCCAGGAUGAGUAUAGACAGGAAAUUUGAAGCAGACUUAAUAAAUGAGGCGAUAGAAAGCUCUCUUAAAACUAAAAACGAAAAAGAUCCUGAACUAAUAUUUGAUUUCCAUCAAAGAGUGAUCACAAAAGAGCCGCGGAGAGAUACAGGCCUCCGAAGUCCAUUAACCAAACAGACAUUUGAGCUCCCCAAAGUGUCAAAAGACAAGAACGUUCUAGAGAUCUCAUGCUGCUACGAAUCUCCGACUGAAAACGAUUUAGCAGCGCAAACUUCCAAGCAAAUAAAAUCGACACGGAGCUAUCUAGAGAAAAUUAAGAAUAGAGUGAGGACUAUUACUGAGAAAACCUUUGCUAAGUCUCCUCCAAGGCACGAAGACGAGCCUGACUUCGGCAGCUUCACGUCAGUAACAACUUCAGGGGUUCUCAGCUCAAAAUGUCCUCCGAAAGUUGAGUUGCCUGUACGCAGAAGAUGUAGCCUGACUAAAUCUGAUAUAGAUCAGACAGACUACAUUCAUAGGUUGAGUAGAGAGUCUUCUGUGCCUGUUUCGUUACCAAGCAAUAAGCUAGGCUUAGAGGAUGCUAAGUUUGAGAGUACAGCACUCAAAAACGCCCAAAAAGCCCUUCAUGAGAAUGUGCCGAACAUGACGCCAGAUCAAAUGGUGGGGAAGCUGUCCUAUUUGAGCCUGAAUCGGUGCAAAGGGGAUAAGACCUGGAUCCAGGAUUGGGCUGAGAGCGUCAAGAAGUAUAAUAACAACACUCUGUCUGGUGUUGGGGAUGGUGGUGAUGAUAAACCUCCACCAAGUCCGAAGCAGAUCAUCGGUAAACCCCGCAGCCCGCACGGCGGGACGCCUACAAAGAUACCGAGUCCCGUCGGCACCUUACUACACAGGAGAACACCGGACCUCAUCCCACCGCAAGACACGGAGUCAUAUCUACUAAAAACGCAAAACGCUAUCACCAACCUGCAAGCCAAACUUCAGUCCUCGCGCACGAGCAAUUUCUCCAGCAUUCCAUCACAACUGACUUCCAGUCUGAUCAGCGAGAAGACCGCGGUCUCCCGGCUCCCGGUCUCACAGCUCAGCCGGUCCAACUCCCUCAACUACCGCCUCCGUAGGAAGGACAAUUCGUCGGACAACAGUCCGUUAAGGAGUCCAGGGCACUACGUCAUCACAGGGUCUUCCAAGCUGCCUGACAGUACAAAGAUUCUUCUAAACACUGCGUCAAGGUCUUUGGAUGCUGAGGGCAGGCACGAUUCUAACAUGAACAGUCCGUCAUCAGAUCGCGGGGUUUUGAGCCAUAGUUCUGAUGAUAAGACGUUGUCUAACAGGUAUGAUGUGGAGGCGAUUCUCUCGCCGCAUAGGAAACACGCGCGGCACAAAGUAGACACAAAAGAUUUGGACAACGCGAACCAAGUGUGCCUCAAAACUGUGCUUAAGAACAACGCUAUGGAGGUGAAAUACCCUCGUAUUGAUCCAACGCGUUGCCAAGGCGACAAGAAGUUGAGAAACGAGAAACCCAAAAGCAACUCGAUCAAGCGCUCCAGUUCCUUCAACACUGUGAAUAAGAACAAUAAUUAUUUGGACCCUAGGAUCAACUCGCGGCGGUCAAGCGGCCAGUCUGAAGAGUACAAUUUCUCCGAUGAAUCGGACAAUGGCUCUUACGAUAAAGAUUGUAGAUAUAAACGGCAGUUGCACAGAGGCCGGAUAGAUUCUCCAGAUUUGAAGUCGAUAGCUCCGGCGAAUUCUCCGAGAUGCCCCAAUACUCCAGAAAUGCACAGAAAGUUCGGGCCAGGGUUGGUGAGGAAUUCUGUGAGGGUAACGAAUAAGGAGAGAGGGAAUCUGACUAGGCUGGAGACGCCGGUGAGGGAAGAGAGGAAGGUCAGUCAUCAGAGCAGGAGGAUAUCGGAGCCGACCAGGCAGGCGGUGUUGAGCAGGUUGACAAAAUCCAGAUCUUCGACUAGAGAGAUACAGCCUAAGAAUCUGGAUAAAGGUCAAAAGAAACCCAGCCAGCACCGAUCGUCAUCAGCACUCGCGUCGAAGGAGAUAGAGUUCUCCAACUGGAAGAAGCGCUCCUCUUACGACCCCAUGAAGGCUGCGCAGGAAGGAAGGAGGCGGCAACAACUCGCCAAGCACAAACAAGACUGCAACAAAGAUGAUCUUAGCUCACCUAGCCACUCGUCCCCCGUCCACCGUUCGCAAUCCUUCCACGUCACCAACAUAGCUGAUCUGGCCACGCUCGAUUAUUCUUCGGAAGAGACGGAAGAUGACCAGCUGUUGACGCUUCCGGUCGAUCCGAUGAUCACGUCUACGCACUCGGACAUUUUGGACCUUAGGCCGAAGGACUAUAGAGAGAAUCUUCGACGGCAGGCGGUUACGAAUGAUGUGGCGCUGGCAAGGGAUUAUGUCACUAAUUUCCAGGUAAACCAGCCAGAGAAAAAACGCCGCGAUGCGGACAAACGCAAGACGUUCAUAAUGGACGACGUCACACCAACCAAAGAGAAUAUAAACUUCCUGUCAAAAGUCAGAGAUGACGUGGCCGUAGACAAGCGGAAAACGUUUAUAUUAGACAGCGAUACAAACUCGACGACGAACGGAAGCAGCCCAAGGAACUCGUCCAUAUUCAGCCAUGAAAAAGUAAUUAUUGAACAAAACUCGCUGACGACCGGCACGAGCGACACGGAGGGUGAGAGCGGCACCGAGAGCGCGCCCGUGGUGAUGCGGCACCCCGCCGGCAAGCGGAGCGCCGCGCCGCCGAAGCAGAGAUACAGUGGUGACUAUUCCAUGUCGUCGUCGACGACGUCCAUAACGCAAAAGAAGCAGCUCGUACAGCCAAGAUAUCUCGACAUAUCCAAGUACAAGAACGAGAGCUCGCCGAAGAACUUCCUGCGGCGGGACCCGAGCAAGACUUACGUCGGAGUGCUCGGCGACAAGGUUAGCAAGGGAAGCGCACAGCAUUAUGAAAUGGAACAAAAGAAGCAAGAGUUAGAGAAGUGGAAACGAAGAGCAUCGUACGACCCGAGGAAGGCGGCGGCGCUCGGCAAGACUGGCAAGACCGCGCCAAAGACUGCCAGUAGCGUACUCCGUUCGCAAUCGUUCCACGGGCCCAUGCUGACGUCAUCGAGCCUUCGCUACCGGCCCACGGCGGACUUCGUCACGGAGACCUACGACCCAUCCAGCGAUAACGAUUUCUGAACGAAGCGAUUUCGUCACAAUUGAUCGAUCGAUUAUACGGCAUCGAUAUCAAAUCGAUUUCAGUACACUCAGUAGAAAAACAAUCACAUCAAAUAGAUUUUCUUGUGCCGUCAUUAAUAUCGAUUCUGAUAUUAAAUCGUAGCGAUUUUUUUUUAUAGAUUCCCCGUGAAGGUAAUUUUAUUACUUUUGGGGAAAUGACAGUUUUUGUAAUACCUACAUACAUUUGGCCGUAAAAGUGAUUCUGAUUGGGCGACCAUGUACUUCUUUGCACAUUCACUGGCUUAAAAAUCUUUUCCUUGUAAGAUUGUCGUGUAUAACAUAUAUUUUUGAGCCUAAUACGUCCUGUACUAUUAAAUACGAAACAGAAUAAUAUUUGAAUGCACGUAUUAUUUCAUAUAAUCACACAUAUUUAUGUAUAUAUCGAUAUGUCGGUAUAAUCGAUCGAUUGAAUUGUAGUGAAGCGUCAAAAUUGUAUGUGAAUUGGAUAUCUUCCAUAUGUACGGUGUAGAAUGAGAUGGCAAUAUGUGAUAUUGUGUGUGCGAGCAGGAUGGAAUGAGUGUUGGAAAUGUGACUUGGAGACUGGUGACUUAAUUAUUAUUAUUUGCUGGCGUUUCUUUUUAACUAAAAUGAUUAUUUGAAAUAUUAAAAAUAAUAGUCAAAGAAUGUUUUUUAAUUUAUCGGAUAAUGGGUUUUCAUAAAAUAUUAAUAUACUUUUAAGUUAUCAGUCUCGAAGGACCAAAGAAAUCGAUAAGUGAUCAAAAAAUAUUAUCAAUAAAUAUGUGAUUGUUAAAAUUCAUAGGAAAUGGUGCUAUAAUUAGAGAUGUGUAUUGAGACGAUAUCGAUAAAUACCGUGUGUUGUGCGAGCAACAUGCGAGUAGUUGAAUAUCGAUAUGGUUUACAACACUAUCUUCCAUAGAAUCGUUAUUCGGAUAUUUUAUCGACAAUAAGGAGAUUUAGGUCGAUAAAUAAGAAAUAAAUAAUUGAUUUCCCGCAUCAUUUAAACUUUGGGAAUCGAUAAUAUUUUUUCGUUUUGAGAUCUUUUUCCUUAAUUAUGUUUUAAAAAUAUUUCGUGAUUUAUAAAAAAAAUCAAUGACUUGGAAAUUGAAUCAUAUUUGCUAUUUUUUUUCAUCCUUUACUAUGAAUUUUGGCAAUUGCAAUAGUCCAAUGAUUUUGUCUGCAGUGAAAAACUAGUCUUGUGAACAAAAAAAUUUGCAAAUUGAUUUAUUUUAAUUAUUCAGUGUUAUGUGAAUGUCUGUUUGUGUUAUGUAGGCUUGUCAUUUUUGUGUAGAUAUUUAUUAAGUAAAACAAUUAGAGAGUAGUUCUAAAGAAUUGAUGAAAAAAGAAAAACAUCCGUAUAGCUCGCUCCAACAGGCCAGCAUACUGCCUUGCUAAACUCAAAAGCGAUAUCUCAAAAAAAAAAAAAACAAAAUCUUGAUUUUUAUGUCGUCAGAUAGCUUAAAGAAAUACCCAUCCAAUGAGCUCACCUAAAUAAAGGUAUUUUUUUUAGAACUUGUUCAAAAAACCUUAGAAGAGUGCAUCUAUCUCAGUUUUACAUACAAAACUAUAUUUACAAAACUUCGAUUAUCUCGAAAUAAAGUUUUCCUGACAUAUCGCUUUUGCGCUUAGCACGGCAGCAUAGUUAUCAACUACCGAGGAGUAAUCAUUCCUCGUCAGUUGGACAUUCUAUUGGACCCAUUCUAUUGGUGCCUGUAUAAAAAAACAACUACUAUCCAUUUCUUAAAUUAAAAAUAAUAAUAUCUUACACUUUAAUUUGUAUAAAAUUGCUGGAAUUUGUACUCGAUAUGGGGAUAUACUCGCCCUCUAUCACAUCAUGGGGCGGAACACAUAUUCGAAAAAUGGAUUCACUUGUCCUGGUUGCACUUGUGCUUACCCCUUCAGGGAUUAAGGCGCGUAUAUUUGAUUUUUUUCAGUAUAAACAUGUUUUAAUAUUUAUUUUGCUCCCGGAAUAAUGACAAGCCUUAAAAUUGAAUUGUGAACAAAUCGAUCUCGUUAUCUCGGACUGACAGCUCGAUGUCAAAUUACAAGUCAUUAUUUUUAUAUUUUGACGUUUUUAAAUUCAAUGUGAAAAAUGCAAUUGUUGUGUAUUUUUUUUUAUUUCCGCACAAAUUUCCAAUUUUAAAUCACUGAUGAGAUUAUUUUUGCUGUCAUUUUUGACAGCACACGAGUCUAAACAGUACAGUCUUGUAAUUAUUAUCGUAAGGUUUAAAAUAAGUGAUUGUUACUAAAUAAUUAUUAAAUGUGAUCUAAAUAAUAAAGCCCGUAUAUAGUUUAGGAUUGCGUCAUUCGAUCGAGAUUAGUACCUUACUUAGUUAUUAUGAUUUAUGAUUAUCAAAGAAUAAGUCCAAUAAAUAAAUGUUUUUUAAAUAUAACAAUAUAAAAGAAUAGCUUAGUAAUGUGAAAUGCUGAGUAAGUAUUUUCUGCUUCGCAAGAUUUAUUAUUAUUUGUGAUGGACCUCGGUUGACAGUUUUGACAGCUGUCAUCUGUUUCUUUUUGUGUUUGACAAAUGCCUUUGUUUUGAUAGAAUAGAUAUGUUAAGGAUGGAUGGAUUUGGUGGAAGGAUAUAUUUUAUAUCCGUCCGGAUAGCGAACGUACACAAGUCGUUAAAACCCGCCAUAGUGGCGCACGUAAGUGUGUCGCGUUCCGGGAUCAGCCUGUGUAUAUCCAGUUCUAACAGGCCGGCAUAAUUGUGUUGACUGCCGAGAAGUAAUAAUUUCCUGUCAGUCGAAGUUCUAUAGGACUCUACUCCAGUUACCUUUAAGUGGAGUGGAGUUACAUUGCCGUGGGCAUCUAAAAAAUUGGAUGGUAUUAUUAUAAAAGUUAUGCAACAGUUGUUCAUAUUCUCGAAUUCCAAUGAUUUAGCUUAAUUUAAAGUAGGAUAGAAAUAGAUUCAUUUCAAGGGCCAUUUGUUACACACAUUUAACAAUAAAAUAUUUUAUUGCUCAUUUCAUCCGUACAUCGAUGUAUUGUAUUUAUAUAAUAGUUUUUUUUUUCGUUUAGUGCAAUAAGUAUCAUCACAAUGAAAAAGUCGCUUUAAAAAUAAUAAACAAAAAUAGUUAUUCGGUUAAAUAUUUUUGUAUUCCUCAAUGGAAAUUAAAAGCAACAUGCGUAUAAAUUAUUUGGAAGUUUAGUAGAAAUUUUGGUAUUUUUUCAUGAUAUGGCAAUCAAGGCUUUAUUUUAUUAUAGCAACACUUUAUCGAAUGAAAAAUUGAUAUUUUUGUGCUUUAAUAUUUUUAUGUACAAUAAAUACAUGCUUUAGUAUAUUUUAAUUGUCUAGUUAUUUUUUUAUGAUUUACUAAGCCCGUACCAUGAAAAAAUAUGAAUAUUAUUUCUUAAUGCAUAUCUAGUAUUUAGUAGUCGGCCAGGUUAUUUAGCUUUAGACUUUGAUAUUGUCCAAAAAGUAAUUCUAAAAUUAAAUUUGCUAAAAGUUUAUAAUCUAUAAACCGGUGUUGCCAUUCGAAUAGUUAUUUGUUGGCACUCUACUCUCAAUUUUCAUUAGUAUGUAGCAAGCCUGGCUUCGGUAAAAAAGCGAUGUUAUAAAAGCGCUCCGAGCGAACUCUUUGUAAUACUAUUGAUGUUUAGCGUUUUGUAAAAAAAAUAUAUUAUUUAAUAGAAAAAAAUAAAAUAUCACCGAUGGA